This is a messenger RNA of Paramacrobiotus metropolitanus, 3772 nucleotides long. RefSeq lists its product as uncharacterized. The transcript is spliced from 2 exons. NCBI's taxonomy places the organism in Eukaryota, Metazoa, Tardigrada, Eutardigrada, Parachela, Macrobiotidae. The record is from RefSeq and is a predicted model, not a curated record. Gene Ontology annotation, molecular function: nucleic acid binding; RNA-DNA hybrid ribonuclease activity. The coding region runs from base 1566 to 3641 and encodes 691 amino acids.
UUUCAGUCCUGAAAUCUAUUGUUAAAAAAUUCAGUUUUUAUUACUUACUACACUACUCUCUCUGUAUUGGAAUAUUAAUUGCUCCACGCAACAAUGUUUUAGAAGUCUUUCACGGUCACCUUGAAGGCAGUAACUAACCCCGUCACCCUUUCCCAGUGGUGGAGAUUUCCGCCUAAUGAACCCAGUUCUGCAGCUACUUAUUUCUCGAAACUCAGUUUUUCCGUGCAACCUUUGCUGCUUCAUCAUGAAGAUAACUUGUGUAUUGCUUCAGUCAUAACCACUGCUGGUCGUGUGGCUUUCGCUUCCGUUUAUCGUCCACCUUCGACAAACUACAAUACUUUUACCGCCCUGCUCAACACUUUGCAUGACAAAACUCAAGGCUUCAAAGCUGUGGUCUGUGGAGACUUCAAUGCACAUCAUACAAUUUGGGAUACGAGAGCUGACAAUUAUGGUGACCUUUUGGUAGAAGCUAUGCUGAAGCGGAAUUUGCAGCUGCGCAGUCCACCAUUUGUGUCCACGUUUAUAAAUGCAGUAGGAGGGUAUUCUGUGAUCGAUUUGGUUUGGACUGACAACGAUCUAUCAGCAACAAUUGACUGCGCAGUUAAAGCCGAAGCUAACUGGCUUACAGGAUCCGACCAUUUACCAGUUCUCUUGUCACUUUGCGACAUCGGUGUCGGCACUUCUUCACGCAAAAGACUCAACUAUAGAAGAGCGGAUUGGACAGGCUUUCAACUGUACACCUCGGACAUGGUUGAUGAAUUGUUGGCAGCGGACUGUGAAACGCCGUCAGAUUUGGAUGCAUUGACAGAGCAAUUACACAAUGGAUUGAAUUACGGCAUCACGCUACACGUUCCCCUUUCUAGAAACCGUCAGGUAGCAACGCCAUGGUGGAGCAUUAAUCUCAGCACAAAGCGACAAAAGAUGUUCCGGUUCUUCAGAAUUUGGAGACUUAGAAACACCCUAGAGAACUGGAUUAACUACAAGCGUAUCCGGGCAGAAUUUAAAAAUGCAGUUAAGAGCGCAAAACGUCGAUAUUUUCGAGAAAAUCUAGGAAAAAUGUCUCCUGAACAAGCAUGGCAGGCCUAUAACCGGCAUUGCAACCCUCGGGAAAAUGGAGGAAUCGACGAAAUUGUUACUGGCAAAGGUGCAACGCUGUCCGUUGAAAAAGAAAAACUAAACUACUUCGCUACGGAUCUGCUCAAAGCGUCUCCACUCCCAUCGGAUAUUCCGGAAGUUACAGAGACAAACGAUUUUCAAUCGCUACCUGACGGCACUGUUCUUAUUACAGAAGCUGAACUUACACAGUCUAUAACAUCGGCUCCAUCGCACCGUGCACCAGGACCAGAUGGAAUCCAGAUGUCAUUAAUUCAGAAACUGCUGCCUAUUCUUUUACCGCUACUUUUGCGAAUAUUUAACGCUUCCUUGACACUUGGUCACUUUCCUAAACCGUGGCGAUGCGGUAAUGUCUCCAUUAUACGUAAGCCUGGACGCCCGACUUAUUCAAGCACAAUGCAUUACGACCAAUUACACUGCUUUCGGUUUUGGGGAAACAACUGGAAAAGCUUAUGAUAUCGCGAAUACACUUCUAUGGUUUGACUAACGGCUGGAUACACAAACGGCAGUUUGGCUUCAGACCGGCUCAUGGCACCGCGGAUGCUUUGUUAAGUGCAGUUGACUUCAUUAAGGAAGGAUUCAGAAGAAAAGAAGCAACAUCGAUGGUGACGCUGGAUUUACUGGGUGCGUACGAUAACGUUUCACAUUCUCUACUGCUGAACCGGUUAAAAGCUCUCGGGUGCCCGUUCUGGAUCGUGAAGUGGAUGCGAAGUUUUCUGCUACACAGAACCAUCAAAGCCGUUAGUCAAAGCGGCCAAGGAGAUCAGUUUUAUUUAACCCGUAGUGUUCCUCAAGGUUCUCCGCUCUCCCCACUGCUGUUUAUUAUUUUCAUUGAUGACCUUUUAAAGAAGUUUAAUGAAUACACCGGAUUCAUGGGACAAGCAUACGCAGACGAUCUAAUGAAUGCAGAAUGGUCUAUUGAAGCCGAAAUGCCGUUUGCAUUUGACAAAACCGAACUGAUGCACUUUACAUGUAAAAGAAAUGUUCCGACGCAGUCUCCUGUAUUAUUCGGUCAACAUACAGUUCAUCCUGUGGAUAAGCUGAAAUACCUGGGAAUAGUGUUCGAUCCCCAGCUAACUUGGACACAUCAGGUUGCUCGCGCAACCCAGAACGCGUAUGGCCGGCUCAGUAAACUUCGACCCAUUUGCAAGAAAUACUGGGGUGUCAACUACCACAUCAUGCGCCGGUAUUACAUUGGUGCUGUCCGUCCUGUUCUCACUUAUGCUGCAGUCGCUUGGUGUGGAAUUGGGAAGUCACUAUCUGCCAAAAUCAACAAAGUUCAACGGCUGGCUGCAGUGCUUAUUACCGGAGCCCAAAACACAUCUCCUACUGUCGCAUUAGACGUCGAAGCCCAGUUAACUCCAAUGAACUUACAUCUUCUUGAAGUGGCUGCGAUGUCCCUCUAUCGCUUACAAACACUGAAAGAUAUGAACAUAGCACAUGCUUUGGUACAAUACCCUGAACAACAACACUUGCACAAAUCUCCAUCGUCGUACAUUGUGCAGCGCCUGGAUGCGAUGGGGUUGAAGUUUCCUACCAAUGUUGUUUUUAGUGUACAGCAAGUUCUUCCCUACGUCUACGCGUCUUUGCGCUCCAGGGUCAUCAUUUCAGCACUGCAAGCAUCAGCCGUGAAUCACCAUAUAGCUGCCAAGCGUCUCCUCUCUACAGGACAUAUGUUAAUUUAUACCGAUGGAUCAAAACAAGGCGAUAAUGUUGGAGCUGCUGUUGUUGUUUUUACUGGCCAAGCAGUGUACCGGAAAGAAUACCGACUACCGGCUCACGCAACUGUUGCGCAAGCGGAAUUGUAUGCAGUCCAUCAAGCUUUGCUGUACAUGGGGCAGUCGGAAGUGCGUCGUGCUUUUCUAUAUUCUGACUCGAAAGCUGUAUUGGAUGGUAUCAGUGCCACUAUUUAUGGUUCGCCUAACAAAGACAUCAAAGAAGUACAGGACUGUCUGCUGUGGUUGCUUUCGCGCGGUGUUGAAGUAACCCUUCAGUGGAUCCCAGCUCAUAUUGGUAUUUAUGGAAAUGAAAUGGCAGAUUUGGCGGCAAAACAAGGAGCGCAUUUACCGGAAAACGGAGGUUUGCAACUGCCGUUGUCAAAAGCGUCGUUUAGACAACUAUUAAGCACUACAAUUUCUGCCGAAUGGCAGAAAAAUUGGUCAGCAUCUCAAAAAGGGAGAGCUCUCUACAAUGUCCAACCGAAUGUGUCUUACUCGAUAUGGAGAAAGCCAGUACCGGUCACACGAAAAAUGCAGGGACUUCUGACCCAACUUCGAAUGGACCAUUCUAGACUUAACGCGUCCCGACCUUCUCAGAUAUAUGGGAAUCCAUCUUUGUGCUCUUGUGGUUUUGCACCGGAAACAACAUACCACUUUUUCUAUCAUUGUUCUAUCUAUAAGCAUCCCUCGUUUACUGUUUUGCGAAGUUUCCUGGAACAUGCUGGCUUUACAGGACUGAGUUUCCUUAACAUAAAGUGGCUGUUGCCGCUGCUUUCUAAAGUUUUGGAGUUCUCAAACAGAUUUCGGUGAUCCAAUGAUAAGCGACUAGUUUUUACUGUCUAUGCUUACUCUGUUCCCUUGGCAAUUCUGAUAAUUUUAUAUUUGUUGGAGCAAUGGUCCUCGAAAGGACUACGCUGUAUGUUUAUGCAACAACAACAACA